This is a messenger RNA of Echinostoma caproni, 603 nucleotides long. Lineage: Eukaryota; Metazoa; Platyhelminthes; Trematoda; Plagiorchiida; Echinostomatidae. The record is from the annotation of a GenBank genome assembly.
AGGUCAAACACACAAAGCAGUCGUGUGGCCUUCUCGUACACACUGUUUGGUGGGACAAAUAGUGGUCAUGCGUUGGCAGUCUGUAUAUGUCUCAUGCGGUCGUCUCGCCGCUUAGUUGGAACGAAUUGGAUGAAUCACAACCAUAGGUCAGUCUCGGUGGUCUGUCAACUGAUACGACUAACGAUUUCUUACAGCUUUCCUAAAGGGUUCUUAGAAACGACCUAUCGGAAUGGAAUUUUUUCAAACGUCAGUUUUUCGUUAUGGUUUGAUUGUUUUAAUGGCCUCUUUUCAUCGUGGUUUUCCCCUUUAUUUCCAAUCUGUUCGCAGGUCUUCUUGUCCCAGCUAAUGCUUUGUCUAACGCAACAAUGGAUGAUACCGACUCUCAAAAACAGUGUAGCUCCCAUCGCAGAAUCCAACAUCAGCGAAAUUUUGGAGCGUUGUUUAAAGUUGGCGAUCCCGAAUCAUCUGAUUUGGCUCAUUUUUUUCUACUCCUCAUUUCAUUCCUUUCUCAAUCUGGUUGGUGAGCUUAUGCAUUUCGGAGAUCGAUUCUUCUACAUUGAGUUUAUCCAACCUCAAUUUCCAACGGGCACACACAUUCAGUAA